Messenger RNA from Mizuhopecten yessoensis (Yesso scallop), 5968 nucleotides. RefSeq names its product pre-B-cell leukemia transcription factor 1-like. The coding region runs from base 229 to 1524 and encodes 431 amino acids. Gene Ontology annotation, molecular function: RNA polymerase II cis-regulatory region sequence-specific DNA binding; DNA-binding transcription factor activity, RNA polymerase II-specific. The transcript has 10 exons. NCBI's taxonomy places the organism in Eukaryota, Metazoa, Mollusca, Bivalvia, Pectinida, Pectinidae. Gene Ontology annotation, biological process: neuron development; animal organ morphogenesis; embryonic organ development. The record is from RefSeq and is a predicted model, not a curated record. Gene Ontology annotation, cellular component: nucleus.
UAGACGGGAAAGAAUCAAGUUAGUUUCACGCUUGUCGAGCCGCCAUUUCUGUUUUGAGGGAAUUUGACUGGCAGAGUGUCGAAGCCCUCCCAACUUUACGGAACUGUUUAGGAAUUUGUGCUUUAUGGAAACUGUGACAUACAAUCGGAUUAUGUGUUUGGAUUAACAUCGUAAUUAAUUUCCAUGUUUAAACUUCAGUGGAAGGAAUAAUUCCGUUGUGUCAUCAUCAUGGACGAUACACAAAGGCUCGGCGUAAUGCAUCCGCAACAAGGAGCUGUUAGUAUGUCAGCACCCGAAAAUAUGAUUCAACAGUAUAAUCUACAACCUACGGGACAAGAACCUUCAGAACAACGAAAACAGGAAAUCGGUGACAUUUUGCAACAAAUAAUGACGAUAACUGACCAAAGUUUAGAUGAAGCGCAAGCAAGGUGCCGAAAACACACGUUGAACUGUCAUCGAAUGAAACCUGCAUUAUUCAGUGUGUUAUGCGAAAUCAAAGAAAAAACGGUACUGAGUAUAAGGAAUUCCCAGGAGGAGGAACCCCCAGACCCCCAGCUCAUGCGACUGGACAACAUGUUAAUAGCAGAGGGUGUGGCCGGGCCAGAGAAAGGGGGUGGGUCAUCCGCAGCAGCUAAUGCCACGGCUGCAGCGUCCGGUGGCCAACCCGACAGUGCCAUAGAGCAUUCAGACUACCGUGCCAAACUGGCACAAAUUAGACAGAUAUACCACACAGAGCUGGAGAAAUACGAACAGAACGAUGGGUCAGAAAUCAAAAACUCAGACUACGAGGCAAAACUCGCCCAGAUUCGCCAGGUCUACCAAACCGAGUACGGAAAAUAUGAACAGGCGUGUAAUGAGUUUACAACACAUGUUGUCAACCUCCUACGAGAACAGAGUCGUACACGCCCCAUUGCACCCAAAGAAAUUGAGCGUAUGGUUGGAAUCAUACGUAAAAAGUUUGCUGCCAUUGAGAUGCAGCUGAAGCAGAGCACGUGUGAGGCUGUCAUGAUCUUAAGGUCAAGAUUCCUGGAUGCAAGGAGGAAGAGAAGAAACUUCAGUAAGCAAGCUACAGAGGUCCUAAAUGAAUACUUCUACUCACACCUAAGUAACCCCUAUCCCAGUGAGGAAGCUAAAGAGGAGCUAGCACGCAAAUGUGGCAUAACUGUAUCACAGGUUUCCAAUUGGUUUGGCAACAAGAGGAUCCGCUACAAGAAAAAUAUAGGUAAAGCACAAGAGGAAGCCAACCUGUACGCUGCCAAAACAGCUGCUGCGGCCGCAGCCGUGGGUCACGACGGGCAAGGUGGAGCUGCCGGUUACAACUUGGGAUCAUCACAAGGAGGCAUCGGAGGCCAGGGCAGUGGAAUGUACAUGAAUCUCAAUGGAGACAACUACCAAAGCAGCGAUAACUCGGUGAAUGCGUUGCGGCACGUGAUCGCCCAGACAGGGGGGUACAGUAGUGACAACCUACACAGCUCCUCCUCAUCAUCAAUGUACGACCAGCACAUGUCCUCGCAGCUACAGUAACUCAGCAUUACCGCAGGGAUAUCACAGCCAGGUACCAGCAUCCGGACUGCAGCCGACCGGGACAGCCUGUCACAGUCACCAGUGUUUCUUCAUCCAUAUAUGAAGGAAUAUUUGUUAGCUGGGAUACUUAGGUUCCACAAAUCAAAUUACUCCUCUAAUUGUUUUUAAUGCGACAAGCUUAUCGGUAUUUUAUCGAUGUGUUACCACACAUUUUUUGGCCAGAAAAGUUUUCAACCAAAGGCAUCCAUAUGUGGUGUUGCCGAGAAGUUAAUACUGUCAACAAAAUGCGACCUCACAUUGUGGGUCUGAAAAGUUUGUACUGUGAACCAAAAGCGCUCAGACUAACAGCUUCCAUUGUAUAACCCAUUGAUCACUGUAUUUUGUUACUAUAUGGUUACAGUCAUGUUGGAUUUUCAGCAUUGGAAGUCAAUUUAAAUCAAAACUAAUUAAACAUGGCAUUAGAAGCCGCAAAUACAAGAUCAUCAUAAAUUAUUAUUAAAAGUCAUUUUAAAACACAAGUACUGGGAAAGAUAAUACCAGGAGAACUCACUUUGGUUUCAGUAAAUUGCAGAACUUUUUUCUCUGUCCCACCAUUUUAUUGGGGGCUUAGAUAGUGAUUCCCAUGUCUGUCGCGUCCCCUCCUGAUGCGAUUCAUUGUCCUGAUACUACCGACUUCAUUUCAAAGCAGAAUUUCAUCAAAGUUCAUACAAAGAUCAAUUAUGGGGAUACUUUUCAAAGCUAAGGUUACUGCUGCUAUUAAAAAGUCAACCACACAGCCGAGGGCGCAUUUAUGUCUUACAGACGAUUUCUAGUUUUAUGUUGUAAAUUUAAGCUACAAUGUUUUGAGUUUUGAAAAAAUAAAAAUUAAACUCUGGAUAAUGAGUUUAGUACGAGUGAUAUAGAUAUUGUGAUGUAUCUAAAUGACUGGUAACUCUAGAACGGAUACAGUUUAUCCUGUACAGUAGUUAUACCUGAUUUGUUCCUAACCUAAAUUAUUCUGCCAAAAUCAGCUGUAAUUAUCUGUGUUAUUGAAUGUCUAGAGUUUACAUUUUAUCAGCCUCGUUUGAUUAGUUAAGAUGUGGUUGCAGCUAGAAUUGUAUUACAGAGUAUCAAGUUGUCCUGUUCUAUAGCAGUAAAUUACUUCUUUUUAACCUAAUUUACCAAAUUACUUUUGUUUUAAGAACACAAUUUAAAAAUCAGAUUUUAACAUGGUUAGUAUUUCAUGCACUUUAUGAUUGAUACAUUGCUGUCAUUUUUUGUAAGUGUAAGUUUCAGAUCAUUCAUGUUAUCGGAGCUAUUUAAACUGGCAAUCAUAGGUGGAUUACAUCACAGAUAAAUUGUUGACCCCGAGACAUUACCUUAGUGAUGACCUCUUCACCCUUGGGUUCACACUUUGUUCAUUUUGAGAUAUUUAUUUGUAGUGCCAAUAUUCAUUAGCAUAGCUGACUCUGUGUUGGUGUUUGACUUUGUUCAUUAGUGUAGCAGUUCACUUUCAUAUCUUCCUACAAAAGAUUCUGUUGGAAGGGAAGCAACUCUGUUUAGAAUCAUAGAAAGGGAGAUAAAUCUUGUUUGAAGAAGACAGUUAUUUUAAAAUCUCUGGUAACUAUUGUUAUAACCUCUACAAAAUAAUUUGAUAAUGAAGUAUAACAAGGGCCGAGACAUGGGUAGCUUUCAGGCCGUGCAGUUUCAGGCUAGUGUUUGACUGUAGGGUUGGUGAGGUUACUGGGAACACUUCACUGUGCAGACCUGUGUGUCUGAUAGGGUUACAAUGCACAUUGUACAGAAAGUGUGUGAGAUCACGGAAAAGUGUCGGGAGACCUGGGAUAGCACAUGAAUGUGUAAAGAAUAGCAGGGUAAAUAGAUUUAGAUAUAUCUGUCUGUCUGUCUGUCUGUCUGUCUGUCUGUCUUAGUUGGCUUUUAUUUUAUUCUGUGAGUUAUGUAAACAUGAUAGCAAGAGUAGGUUCAUUCUCCUAAUUAUUCAAUGAACAAAUGAACCAUUUCUUCCCUCAGUGCUCAACAGGUGGGUUUUUUGACAGAUCUUAUUGUAUAAACAUUGCGUAACAGCGGUCAUUUCAGAAUCGCACCAAACUCUUGACACGGUUGUUAGCUAGGAACAUUUUCUCAUCUUCCAUGCAUCUGAUGCUUCAAGAGAUUUUUAUGGAAUAUCAAAACAAAAAUGAAAUUUUUAAGUUUGGGUCAAUUUAGAGGACAGCAGCAUACACCCCAUGCCUUACAAAACUGUAGAUGGGGUGGGGGGUAUUGGGCGGGACCAUAACCAAAGUCUGUGUUUGUCCUUAUAUUCCAUAUAAUACAUUACAGAACCUGUCAGGAUGUUUGCUUGUAGGUAAUUUCCCAAGGUGAGGUUGAUCAAAUUUUCUUUAUUUAAUGCAAGAAACAUGUUUCCAUUGAAUUGACAAUUUGAAUAUUAAAGUUCCUUCUGUAGGUUGGCAAGUGUUUGUAUCAAUCUAAUGCUGGAGUUAAGUUUUUCAAGCUGUUUUGUUUUUAUUUUGUUUGUUUGGUGCACUUUUUCAUAAAUUUAAUUGGUUGUGCAGACAUAAUUAGUUGUUACAAAACAGUGCCAUACAUAUUUGUUUACUUGUGUUUUAUGUUUGUUUUGUUUGUUUGUUGAAAAUAUACACAUAUUUGACAAUUUUUUCCUCAUUUUUUUUAAAAUAAGUUGUUAGUUCAUUUUAUUGAAAAAGUGUCAUAUCUCUCCAUGAAUGUAUGAGAAUCAUUUUAUACCUGUAUCACAAUAACAUAGACUACUGAUCCGUGUAGAGGACGGUAAGCAUUCAGCACCAGGGUCCAAUAUUUAAAACUGGGUUAGUUUAUAAAGUUCUUUUCAAAAGUUCAAACACAAUUUCAAAACUGUUUUGUAAUUUUCUCUUCUAAAAUCUGCCUUUUUUGGUUUUCAAAAAAUGAAAGCUUGAUGUCAAUAACAUAUAAAGAUAUAAAGAAAAUGUCCUUUUUUCACUUAAUCACAAGAUAAUGAAAUCGCAAUUAGUAGAAUGCAAAACAUUUGUUCUGAUGCUAAAAAUACCACAUACUUACGUGAAAACAUAAGCAUGAGGAAAAUUCAAAUGUGGAAAUUGAUGUUAAGUGAAUUUGCAAAAUUUUAUAUUGCGUAAAUAACCAAAUAGGUAUCCAGUAGGUGUAUUCUGAGACAUUUUUGCGGAUAUGUGUCUUCUGAACAUUUGUGUUAACUCCUUGGUAAGGUAAUGAAGUUUUAAAGAUCGGAACCCUGGUUUGUACCAAGUACAAACAUACAUCAAUGUCCCCAUAAGCUACUCCUUUCAUCCCCACAAAUCACAAUAGACUGGUGCCAUUAACUGUACAGGAAGAAUCCAUUUAACUAUGUGGGGUUGAAUGGGGCCAAUAUAUUUGUUGUGAAGUGUGUAACAAAAAAUAAAGAGAUUCUUUGUGAUUUUUUUUUUGGAUUUGAAAAAUCUUAUGUGUGAAACAUUAAUGACUUGUCGUCAUUUUCUUAAAUAUAUUGUUAUCAUAUAAACAGCAUUGAUUACCAACUUGUUCAUGUAGUGUCACUGUUUUUGUCUUGGUUGUCGAUAUAUUUCACCAAUAUUUAUUAUUGAAUGUUUUUAUCAGGAUACUACAUGUACAAACAUUGUCAACAAAUCUCAAGAAAAGCUUUUCCUUUGUAAACAUGACCUUUAUUUUUGAAGGUCAAACGGUGUUGAAUAAGACUUUUUGUGUAUUCGAGUUACAUACUCUGUCAAAAUUGAAUUACAGACUGAAUGAAUUUUGAAGCGAAAGAGUUUUUUUUCUGAUGUUAUGAUUGGUCAGUUUGUUUUAAGUGGUCAGUGCAUAUUGUAUCGGUCAACUUGUUAUAAGUGGGUCGGUGCAUAUUGUAUCGGUCAAUUUGUUAUAAGUGGGUCGGUGCAUAUUGUAUCGGUCAACUUGUUAUGAGUGGGUUGGUGCAUAUUGUAUCGGUCAACUUGUUAUAAGUGGGUCAGUGCCUAUUGUAUCGGUCAACUUGUUAAAAGGGGGUCGGUGCAUAUUGUAUCGGUCAACUUGUUAUGAGUGGGUUGGGGCAUAUUGUAUCGGUCAACUUGUUAUAAGGGGGUCAGUGCCUAUUGUAGCGGUCAACUUGUUAAAAGGGGGUCGGUGCAUAUUGUAUCCGUCAACUUGUUAUGAGUGGGUUGGUGCAUAUUGUAUCGGUCGACUUGUUAUAAGUGGGUCGGUGCAUAUUGUAUCGGUCAACUUGUUAUAAGUGGGUCGGUGCAUAUUGUAUUGACCUGCUUUUUAUAGGUAGUGGCCAGUACACAUUGUAAUGGUGACCGUCUGAACUUUUUAAGUUGUCUUUCUGUUAGCUGUGUGUUUGAUAUGUUGUCAUUUAAAGUCAUAAACUCAUACAUACGGAGACAAAGACAUAAUAGAAACUGAGAUGUGUACAGAUUUUAUGGACAUAAUAAACCAAAUAUAAAGU